Molecule: messenger RNA, 4669 nt
Organism: Leptopilina heterotoma
Lineage: Eukaryota; Metazoa; Arthropoda; Insecta; Hymenoptera; Figitidae
Exons: 19
Coding region: 195-4526 (1443 amino acids)
Molecular function (GO): serine-type endopeptidase inhibitor activity
Source: RefSeq, a predicted model, not a curated record
ACAAUAAUUGAAACACUUGUAUAAGCAAGAAACAAAAAUGAUAUAAAGAAUUAAAUAAAUACAAGACUUUUGAUGGUCGUCUUUAAAUACAACAGCAAAUAAUCAUUUUCAAAUUAUUUCCGAUUACGAUUGAAUUUCACAAUAUUUAAUUUUAAAAAAUCUCGAUAUAAAAACAAAAUAUUUCAACAUUUAAUAUGAAAUUUUAUUUACUUGCCUGUCUACUGAUAGAUAUUAGUAUUUCGACAAUUAUAGCUCAUGAUGAACGAACUAUUCAUCCAAGAUUUGACGCUGAUAUUAAUACAAUUUUAUUCAAAUCCGAAAAACAAAUUCCUCAAAGGAAUGUAAUUAACACUGUUGUGGAUGAGAAGGAAAUUGAUAAAUUAAUUUACAAUAUAUUUCAUGACAUACCAAAAGAUGCAGUAGACGCACCUACUCAAAAGAAGGAAUACGAAAAAAUAAAAUACAAUGUUCUGCAAAAUUCAAAUGAUGUAAAAAAUUCAUAUAGCUUCGAUACUACUUUUGCUGAUGCCUUGGAAACAUUCACUGACAACUUAUACAAGACAGCAAAAAAGGGUAAAUCGGAAAAUGUUUUGUUAUCCCCCUUGAGUGUGAACUUAGCCUUAGGUAUGAUUGCAUCAGGAGCAAAGGGGAAUACCAAAAGAGAAAUACUUGAAACUCUCUAUUUACAAGAAAUUGAUGAACAAACCAAAUCUAAUUAUGAAAAUCUUUUUCUAAAUUUGAUGAAUGUUACUGGCUCAAAAAUAAAAAUUUUUAACAAAAUGUUUGUCAGUACUCUCCUAAAUGUUAAGCAAACAUACAAAGAUGUGUUAGUACAGAAUUUUCACUCAGAGGAGGAAGAAAUAAAUUUUGCUAAUGCAGAACAAGCGGCAACUAAUAUCAACAAAUGGGUGUCAAAAGCAACAAAUGACAAAAUCAGAGAUAUUGUCAGUUCUGACGAUUUGAGUACAGAUACAGCCAUGAUUGUCACCAAUGUCGUUUACUUUAAAGGCGAAUGGAAGUACAAAUUCUCUGAUAUUACGAAUCUUGCUUUCUUCACUGAGGACCGAAGGACAAUUUCUGUACCCACAAUGUAUCAGAAUGUUAAAGCAGAAUUUGGAUAUGUUCCUGAAAUAAAUGCCACAUUUAUCGAAUUGCCAUACAAGGGCGAUGAACUUAAAAUGAUAAUUGUACUUCCAAAUUUAAUUGACGGUCUCGAACAAGUUGAGAAAAAUUUAGAAACAAUGAAACUCAAAAACCUGAGAAUGAAACGAUCUUUAAAAGCAGUUGAUUUGUAUUUACCCAAAUUUCGGGUAGAAAAUACCAUCAAAUUAAAUGAUGUUCUAAAAGAGAUGGGUAUUAAAGAAAUAUUCAAUCAACAAGCAAACCUCAGUGGAAUUUCAGAAGGAAAUAUUCAAGUGAAUAAAAUAAAGCAGAAAACAUUUAUUGAAGUCAACGAAAAUGGUGCCGAAGCUGCAGCAGCUACUGACACUGAAAUCCAUUGGAAAAUGGGCGGUGAAGAUGGUCCAAUUUUGUUUGCUGCUAAUCAUCCAUUCCAUUAUAAAAUUAUCAAAACAGUUGGUGAAAGUGAUGGAAUAGUAUUGUUUGCUGGUAACUACAAAAAUGGAGAAUCAUUCCAUGCGCAGUCUCUAGGAUCUCUAGAAAGGAACCAUCAUGUUUUAGUACAAUAUCUUAAAAAUUAUUGUCAGAAAACAAAUUUGGACAGAUGGUUACCUUAUGCAAUGUUUUCCUAUAAUAUUGCACAAUACGAAGCGACAGGUUUCACACCUCACGAACUCAUUUUCGAAUUGAUGGUUUGGUGGAAUGUAAGAGUUGUCAAGUUGGCUAGCUUGGGGGGCAAGAUAGGCAUUGCUGACUUGUCUGGAUUCUUGUGGCGCAAGGUAAGCGUUGCUGACUUGUCUGGAUUCCUGUGGUUGUUGAUGGUGAGCAUGGGGAGUAAGAUAAGCAUUGCUGACUUGUUUGGAUUCCUGUGGUUGUUGAUGGUGAGCAUGGGGAGUAAGAUAAGCGUUGCUGACUUGUCUGGAUUCCUGUGGUUGUUGAUGGGGAGUAAGAUAAGCGUUGCUGACUUGUCUGGAUUCCUGUGGUUGUUGAUGGUGAGCAUGGGGAGUAAGAUAAGCGUUGCUGACUUGUUUGGAUUCCUGUGGUUGUUGAUGGUGAGCAUGGGGAGUAAGAUAAGCGUUGCUGACUUGUCUGGAUUCCUGUGGUUGUUGAUGGGGAGUAAGAUAAGCGUUGCUGACUUGUCUGGAUUCCUGUGGUUGUUGAUGGUGAGCAUGGGGAGUAAGAUAAGCGUUGCUGACUUGUCUGGAUUCCUGUGGUUGUUGAUGGUGAGCAUGGGGAGUAAGAUAAGCAUUGCUGACUUGUUUGGAUUCCUGUGGUUGUUGAUGGUGAGCAUGGGGAGUAAGAUAAGCGUUGCUGACUUGUCUGGAUUCCUGUGGUUGUUGAUGGGGAGUAAGAUAAGCGUUGCUGACUUGUCUGGAUUCAUGUGGUUGUUGAUGGUGAGCAUGGGGAGUAAGAUAAGCGUUGCUGACUUGUCUGGAUUCCUGUGGUUGUUGAUGGUGAGCAUGGGGAGUAAGAUAAGCAUUGCUGACUUGUUUGGAUUCCUGUGGUUGUUGAUGGUGAGCAUGGGGAGUAAGAUAAGCGUUGCUGACUUGUCUGGAUUCCUGUGGUUGUUGAUGGGGAGUAAGAUAAGCGUUGCUGACUUGUCUGGAUUCCUGUGGUUGUUGAUGGGGAGUAAGAUAAGCGUUGCUGACUUGUCUGGAUUCCUGUGGUUGUUGAUGGUGAGCAUGGGGAGUAAGAUAAGCGUUGCUGACUUGUCUGGAUUCCUGUGGUUGUUGAUGGUGAGCAUGGGGAGUAAGAUAAGCAUUGCUGACUUGUUUGGAUUCCUGUGGUUGUUGAUGGUGCUGCGUAAAGUUGGCUUGUUUGAGCUUCCGGCUUGGGGUAAUCGUAACCAGCAGAUGGUACAUUCUCUGAGGCAGCUGGCUGCUGAUAAUUGUAGUAAUCAGCAUCACGAUGUCCAGGAAGACGACCAGCAGCAGCUACAGCCAAAAUGGCUCCAAAUACCACCAUCUGCAAAAGAAAUGUUGGUGCGAGUGAUGGGAAUUAGGGCAACAACCGAUUCCAAUGCAAUUGUACUUGAAUAUUCGUAUAGUGCACCGUCUGCAGCUGGUCGAAAACGAAUGUCCGAUGUGACAAUUAUACUAAUCUCGUUGUUUGAAAGUUUAUCCAACAGUCCGGUUGCAUUACUUCCCCCAACCACGCCAAGUGUUGAGUAUUUACUGAUUUGUCUACUGGUGGAAAUUAGCAUUUCUAUCGUUAUAGCUAGUGAUGUUUAUUUAAAGGAAGCACGCGAUGCACUUAAUGCAAACACUUACUUUACUGAUGCUUUGGAAGCAUUCUCUAACAACUUUUACAAGACAGCAACAAAUGGGAAAACAAAAAACAUUUUUCUAUCUCCCCUGAGUGCAAAUUUAGCCCUAGCUAUGCUUGCAUCCGGAGCUAAAGGAAAUACAAAAAGAGAAAUACUUCAAACACUCCGUUUACCGGAAAAUAGAGAAGACAUCAAAUUAAAUUAUGGAAGACUUUACUAUUAUUUGAUGCAUGAUGCUAAUUCGAAAAUUGCAAUUAAUAACAAAGUGUUCGUCAAUAAUGGCCUGAGAGUUAAGAAGGCAUUCAUUGGUGAUGUCAUGCGCUUCUAUUACGGAGAGGCAGCAAGAUUAAAUUUUGAUGAAACAGAACAAGCAUCAACUGAAAUCAACACUUGGGCGUCAAAUGCAACAAAUGGCAAAAUCAAGGAUAUUGUCCGUUCUGACGAUUUGAGUUCAGAUACGGAUUUGGUUAUCGCCAAUGUCAUUUACUUUAAAGACGAUUGGAUGUACAAAUUCUCCGACGUUUUAAAUAUGGAUUUCUAUUCUGAUUCGGAUAAAAAAUUACAUAAAGUAGAUAUGAUGUAUCAAAAUGUGAUGGUAGAUUAUGGAUAUGUUCCUGAAAUAAAUGCAAAAUUCGUUGAAUUGCCAUACAAGAAUAAUGGCCUUAAAAUGAUUAUUGUACUUCCUGUCGGUGAUAACACUCUCGAACAAGUUGAAAGAAAAUUAGCAACAAUGAGACUCAAAAAUCUGAGAAUGAAACGAUCUGAAGAAGAAGUUGAAGUAUAUUUACCUAAAUUCAAAAUUGAAAGUACCAUUGAUUUGAAUAGUAUUUUAGAAGAGAUGGGUAUGAAAGAAGCAUUUACUUCUCAAGCGAAUUUAACCGGAAUUGCAGAAGGAAAACUGAAUGUAGAUAAAGUUAAGCAAAAAACUGUCAUUGAAGUCAACGAAGAUGGUGCUGAAGCUGCAGCAGCUACUGAUAUUUCAAUAGUUUAUAAAUUUGGUUCUUCAGUAGAGAUGUUUACUGCUAAUCGUCCGUUUCAUUUUAAAAUUAUCAAAACAUUCGGCGAAAAUGACGGCAUUGUAUUGUUUUCUGGAAACUGCAAAUUUCCCCCACGUGGCACAGUGGGGUCAAAAUUAUUUUGAUUCACAAUUCAUAAAAAGUAACCAGUAACUACCACAGCCGAUAAUCAGCAGAAGAUGAAAAAUUAUUUUUUAAGCGAAAUUUACGAAGCUUUUUAAAGUUGAAGUAAUUAAAUUUCGAUUGUUUUUCAAUGUUUGACGUGAAA